Messenger RNA from Iphiclides podalirius (scarce swallowtail), 582 nucleotides. Lineage: Eukaryota; Metazoa; Arthropoda; Insecta; Lepidoptera; Papilionidae. The record is from the annotation of a GenBank genome assembly.
AUGAGGUUGUUGUGUGUCGUGUUGUUAGUUCAUUGCACAAUAUUCGUGCAUGGCGCCAAGACACCGAAAAAGUAUAACAUAACGAAGCCAUCAGCGAAAUACGACAAUCCCAACUUUAUACGGGACCGCUUUAGAGACGAAAUCAGGAAGCCCUUCUUCAACGAGACCUGGCAGAACCGUUUCAAGAGGCCCUUCCACCCUUCGUGGAUGGACUACUGCGACCCCUACCACUGCAACGCUUACAACAGGAUCGCGUGCGGUCUUAACAGGAAGAAAAUGCACUUCAAAUGGUUCAGGAGCGGCUGCCACAUCAUCCUGAACAACAUGUGCUCUAGCUAUCGCGGCAACCUGAAAUAUGACAUGGUGGACCAAAAGUUUUGCGUCCGCUACGUGCUGUUCCUGAGGUCUGGAUGCCCGGUGACCUGUGCUGGCGAAGAGUUGGAGCCCGUGUGCGGGGUCAGCGGCGUGGACAACCACGUGGUGCUGUUCAGGAACAGAUGCGCCCUGGACUCCGCCAACUGCCGCCGGGGGAUCUUGCAGGAAUACGAAGAAGUCCAUAUGGACGUGUGCGGCUAUUAUCUU